AGCUGGGGCUAGCUAACCGGCGUUCUAGAAGCAAGCCCACAUACAUACAUGGGGGCGCGGGGUUGUAUUUAUGUAGGAGAGAGGGCGCUUGUCAGUUCGGUUAGCCGGUCUGGGUUUGCUUUGUUCGGCUCGGUUGCUGCUUGAGACGGGCGAGUAGGUACUGGUAGCUAGGUCUCGUAGAUAGGUACCUCGCCUUCGUCAUUACCGCUUUUGGUAACCUACUCGUGGCUGUGAUCAGCCGGGUCCCGAGAUGCUAGUUCGAAUCUUGCGGCGAAAAAAAGGCGUGAGGCUCCUUAGGUUGGCAAGUCGGUUCUCGUUUUAUUCGACCGUUGCGUCGUACAAGCCCAUCGCAUAUUAUAGCCUAUCCUGCAUAUAAGCGCUUACACUCCUGAUUCAAAGUGAAUUUUUACGAAGCUCUUCGAUACAGCGAGAUACACCUACCGAUAACUACGUUUUAUCACUUCCAACGAGAAAUCUAGGUCACAGGAAAAAAAAAACAGAUCAUAUAUAGACGAAAGGGACAAACAGGAAAAGUAAAAGGAAAAAAAAGUAAAAAAGGAAAGGGGGUUCACAGAACCACCUCGACAACGAUGUCGAACACCACCGGCUCCGGAGGCCAACAGCAUGUCUCCUUCAAAGCCUGCACAGAAGUCGGCCCCCUCUGCCCCGUCGAGGCUACCGUGCUGGGCUACUACCCCAACCUCGGCGUAAACGCGUUCCUCGCCGCUGCCUUCGGCCUGUGCAUCAUCGGCCUCGUCACGACGGGUAUCUGGAAGCGGACUUGGGGGUACUCGGCUAUGUUGACUGUGGGGUGUAUUCUAGAGUUUGCAGGCUACAUCGCCCGCGUCCUCCUGCACAGCAACCCCUGGAACGCCUCCGCCUUCCAGACCCAGAUCUGCGCCAUCAUCCUCGCCCCCACCGUCAUCUGCAUCGCCAUCUACCUGACCCUGAAGCACAUCACCCUCUCCCUCAACCCCUCCCUCUCCCGCCUGCGCCCCCGCCUCUACCCCCUCAUCUUCGUCCCCGCCGACGUCUCCUGCCUCGUCCUCCAGGCCAUCGGCGGCGGGCUCGCCGCGUCCGCCGGCUACGACAACCCGGACCUGCUGCUAGUCGGCGACCGGGUCAUCAUCGCGGGCAUCGCGCUGCAGAGCGUGGUGCUGGCGCUUUUUGGCGCCAUGGCGGUCGAUUAUUUCCGCAGGGUCAAGGCGUGGAUUGGAAGUGCCGGCGGGGAUGGGGAGGAGGCGAGGGCGGUGUGGACGGAUGCGCGGUUCCGCUUGUUCUGCUACGCGGUGGCGGGCGCGUACGUGGGCAUUCUGAUACGGUGUAUAUACCGGAUCGCGGAGAUGGCGGGCGGCUGGGGGAACCCGAUCAUGCAGGACGAGCCGUCGUUCGUUGUGCUUGAGGGCUUCUGCAUCGUCAUUCCCGUCAUCCUCCUAACCGCCUUCCCGCCCGGCUUCCUCUUCCCCGCCAUGGCAGCCCGCGAGGCGCAAAGGUUCCGAGGGAAGAAGAGUCUCACCGCUACCGAAAACCACGGCGGUGAUAGCAACUACGGCGGCAAUCAUAAUAACAGCAGCUCCAGAACUACGAUCGAGGGUGAGAAGGGGAGAGGUGGCUCCAGCGUGUAAAGACUUGCGUCUAUGGUUUUGGUCUGGUUUUUAGAUUUGUUUAUUGGCACUAUUGUCAGCGUUAUUGUUAGAAGCGUAUACACAUGAAGCUACAUAUAAAAUAAAUAAUUUACUUAUCAAGAAA
Molecule: messenger RNA, 1749 nt
Organism: Hypoxylon fragiforme
Lineage: Eukaryota; Fungi; Ascomycota; Sordariomycetes; Xylariales; Hypoxylaceae
Product: RTA1-domain-containing protein
Exons: 4
Coding region: 591-1625 (344 amino acids)
Cellular component (GO): plasma membrane; fungal-type vacuole
Source: RefSeq, a predicted model, not a curated record